Molecule: messenger RNA, 4920 nt
Organism: Scutellospora calospora
Lineage: Eukaryota; Fungi; Glomeromycota; Glomeromycetes; Diversisporales; Gigasporaceae
Source: the annotation of a GenBank genome assembly
AUGACCACAUAUGAAGAUGAAAAUUUAAACCAUAUUAUCUUACCAAAACUUUCUCCUGAUGAGAGUGAAAUAGUCCUCGUUACCCAAGAUGAGACCACUUUUUAUUCAAAUGAUGGCGUGAACAAAUAUUGGGGCCCAGUGGAUGAAUCUAGCCUACGGAAAAAAUCACUAGCUUGGUUAUCGCGAAAUAUCGAGCAAGGAAAGCAUAAUUUACACUCAGUAACAAUAUUAAAAGGUCCUUUAGCACCACUUGAUUCACGUUAUAAUUUAAUAAGCGUUUUAAUGGCAACCACAACCGAUUUCGCAGAUGUUGAUGGCUGGAUUCAACAUCUUAUGCAAUGUAAGCAGCUGUUAGAAGCUGAUGUAAAGAGAUUGUGUGACAAGGCUCGUGAAAUUCUUACAGAAGAGUCCAAUGUGCAGCCCGUUAGAUGCCCGGUGACAGUUUGUGGGGAUAUUCACGGUCAAUUUCAUGAUCUAAUGGAACUUUUUCGUAUUGGCGGAAAUUCGCCUGACACAAACUAUCUAUUCAUGGGAGAUUACGUUGACCGUGGAUAUUAUUCCGUUGAAACUGUCACUCUUCUUGUCGCUCUCAAAGUCAGAUAUAAAGAUCGAGUCACAAUUCUUCGAGGCAACCACGAAUCUAGACAAAUCACUCAAGUAUACGGGUUUUAUGAUGAAUGCCUAAGAAAAUAUGGUAAUGCGAAUGUCUGGAAGUUUUUCACCGACUUGUUCGACUAUUUACCUUUGACAGCAUUAAUUGAUGAUCAGACCCCCAUGUCUUGUAAACUACUAUUAGACCAUAUUCGAUCUUUGGAUAGGAUUCAAGAAGUUCCCCAUGAAGGCCCUAUGUGCGAUUUGUUAUGGUCUGACCCUGAUGAUCGAUGCGGGUGGGGAAUUUCACCUAGAGGUGCUGGAUAUACCUUUGGGCAAGAUAUAUCAGAGGCAUUUAAUCAUAAUAAUGGAUUAACGUUGAUUGCUAGAGCUCAUCAAUUGGUUAUGGAGGGAUAUAAUUGGUCGCAGGAUAGAAAUGUUGUUACAAUUUUCAGUGCUCCAAAUUAUUGCUAUCGUUGUGGUAAUCAAGCCGCAAUUAUGGAAAUUGAUGAGCACUUAAAAUAUACAUUUCUCGUAACCGUACUCACUCUCAUCAGUAAAAACUUUAAUAUGGAAGGCGAUUACCCAACAAUGACCUCGUACCAUAUGAGAGAUGAGCUCGAAUACCCUUCAAAUGUGAUACAGGAGAUGCCGGCGCCAGCCGACGAAGAAGAUUUAGAGGACGAUCCGACACGAUAUGAAGAAAAUUAUGAUCAAGGUAUUUUAUAUGAUCACUCAUUACUAGAUUUAGAAGACGAUCUACAAGAUUCCGAAGCACAACCCGAUAUAACACAGGAAGAUUGUUGGACAGUUAUAUCGUCGUUCUUUCACGAAAAAGGACUUGUUCGCCAACAACUCGAUUCGUUUGACGAAUUCGUGCAAAAUACCAUGCAAGAAAUUGUUGACGAAAACAAAAAUCUAGUGUUACAAACCUUUUCAGGAAACCAAACGGGCGAUGGUGAUAAAGCAAGGAGAUUUUAUAUUCGAUUCGGUCAAGUUUACCUUUCGAAACCUACAAUGACCGAAGCGGAUGGUAGUGUCCAAGCGAUGUUUCCGCAAGAAGCACGCCUAAGAAAUCUGACUUAUGCUGCCCCGCUUUAUGUCAACAUGAAAGAAGAAGUAUUAUACGCUGAUCCCAGGGCUCCAGAAAACAGAGGGAAACCAACAUUGGCUGAAAUGUUUGAUGAAAAUAAACUAAAAGAUGAUCCAGAAGAAACGUCUUAUGAUAAAGUUUUUGUUGGACGGAUUCCAGUCAUGUUGAAAUCAACAUAUUGUGUACUUCAUGGUUUAGACGAUAAAAGUCUUUAUGCUCUGAACGAAUGUCCGUAUGAUCAGGGUGGUUACUUUAUUAUCAAUGGAUCCGAAAAAGUAUUAAUAGCUCAAGAAAGAAUGGCAACAAAUACUGUAUAUGUGUUUGCAAAAUCACCUCCCUCACCUUAUUCGUACACUGCUGAAAUAAGAAGUGCUAUGGAAAAGGGAUCAAAAUUGGCUAGUUCAUUGACCGUCAAGAUGUUAGCAAAGACGGCUGAGAAAGGAUCGACCGGACAAUUCAUCCAAGCAACUAUGCCUUAUAUCAAGAAAGAUGUACCAGUGGUAAUCGCUUUCCGGGCCCUUGGUGCUGUUUCUGAUCAAGAUUUUCUACAAUACGUUUGUUAUGAUCCUAACGAUAACCAAAUGAUGGAAGCAUUGAAACCAUGUAUUGAGGAAGCAUUUGCGGUUCAGAGUACUGAUGUUGCUGCUGAUUGGAUUGGACGUAGAGGAACAACCACCGGGGCUACGAGAGAUAAGCGUAUCAAAUAUGCUAAAGAAAUUCUGCAAAAAGAAUUGUUACCUCAUGUUUCAACUGAAUAUGGGUGCGAAAAACGAAAAGCAUUCUUUUUAGGAUAUAUGGUUCACAGACUUUUAUUAGCUGCUCUCGGGCGUCGAGAGUUGGAUGAUCGUGAUCACUACGGGAAGAAAAGAAUGGAUCUUGCGGGUCCUUUAUUGGCAUCAUUGUUUCGUAUGUUAUUCAAAAAACUUACAAAAGAUGUUUCGAUAUAUUUAAGAAAGUGCAUCGACUCAAAUAAAGAGUUUAAUCUUCAUUUGGCAAUCAAAUCACAAACGAUCACUAAUGGCCUUAAAUAUUCUCUUGCAACUGGUAAUUGGGGUGAUCAAAAGAAGGCUAUGCAGUCCCGAGCGGGUGUUUCUCAGGUAUUAAAUCGGUACACUUUCGCAUCAACACUAUCCCAUUUGAGAAGAUGUAAUACUCCAAUGGGAAGAGAUGGAAAGAUUGCCAAACCUCGUCAGUUGCACAAUACACAUUGGGGUAUGGUGUGCCCUGCCGAAACUCCAGAAGGUCAGGCUUGCGGUUUAGUUAAGAACCUUUCUCUGAUGUCAUGUAUUUCGGUUGGAAGUUCUUCAAAACCUAUAGUAGACUUUUUGGAGGAAUAUGGCAUGAUAAAUUUGAACCAACAAUUUGAUCCGGCAAAUAUUAGAGACAAUACAAAGGUCUUUAUAAAUGGUAAAUGGGCGGGUAUUUCUACUGCGCCUGAACAAUUAGUUAAUACGCUUAGGGGCUUGAGACGAAGUGUUGACGUUAGCCCAGAAGUUAGUGUUGUUAGGGACAUUCGUGAAAAAGAAUUAAGAAUUUAUACUGAUGCUGGAAGAGUAUGUCGACCUUUGUUCAUUGUAGAAGAUCAAUGCUUAGUAAUAAAGAAAGAACUUAUACAUAAUUUGGAUGUUAAUAAGCUUGUAAAACAAGGCACAAAAAGACGACGAAAUAGACAGGUUUAUGGAUGGCAAGAUUUAAUUUCAAAUGGUGCUAUUGAAUAUAUAGAUGCAGAGGAAGAAGAAACAGUUAUUAUCUGUAUGACUCCCGAAGAUUUAGCAGCGUCAAGACACUUUUAUCAAACUGGUAUUCCACCAUCAUCCAAAGCACAUGAAAAAGACGUAGCGGCUCGUGUUAAAAGUGAAACAAAUUUAUCAAUACAUACUUGGACACAUUGUGAAAUUCAUCCUAGUAUGAUACUAGGAAUUUGUGCUAGUAUUAUUCCUUUCCCUGAUCAUAAUCAGUCGCCUCGUAAUACUUAUCAGUCUGCUAUGGGUAAACAAGCAAUGGGUAUUUACGUAACAAAUUACCAAUUACGAAUGGACACUUUGGCAAAUAUUUUAUAUUAUCCACAAAAACCUUUAGUAACAACACGAGCUAUGGAAUUUUUAAGAUUCCGUGAGCUACCAGCAGGACAAAAUGCUAUUGUAGCAAUUCUAUGUUACAGUGGUUAUAAUCAAGAAGAUUCAGUUAUUAUGAAUCAAAGUAGUAUUGAUAGAGGAUUAUUUAGAAGUAUCUUUUAUAGAAGUUAUAUGGAUCAAGAAAAAAAAGUAGGUAUGCUAUCUAUUGAAGAAUUUGAUAAACCGACAAGGGAAACCACCCUACGUCUCAAACAUGGUACAUAUGAAAAACUGGAGGACGAUGGUUUAAUUGCACCCGGUACAAGGGUAUCCGGUGAUGAUAUAAUUAUUGGGAAAGUUACGCCCAUUCCAGAACAUACAAUUGAACUUGGUCAACGGUUAACUUCACACACACAUAGAGAUGCUUCCACACCAAUGAGAAGUACAGAAAAUGGUAUCGUCGAUCAAGUGAUGGUGACAACAAAUGCUGAAGGAAUGAAAUUCGUUAAAGUAAGAGUUCGAAGUACAAGAAUUCCUCAGAUGGGUGAUAAAUUCGCUAGCCGACAUGGGCAGAAAGGCACUAUUGGAAUUACUUAUCGGCAAGAAGAUAUGCCCUUUACUUCUGAAGGGAUUACGCCAGAUCUUAUUAUAAAUCCUCAUGCCAUACCAAGUCGUAUGACAAUUGGUCAUUUGGUUGAAUGUCUGUUAGGAAAGGUUUCGACACUCACUGGACAAGAAGGUGAUGCUACGCCGUUCACUGAUGUAACUGUUGAAGCUAUUUCACAAAGCUUGCGACAACAAGGUUAUCAUUCUCGAGGGUUCGAAGUAAUGUAUAAUGGUCAUACAGGACGAAAAUUAGCUGCACAAGUGUUUUUAGGACCGACAUAUUAUCAACGGCUGAAACAUAUGGUAGAUGAUAAGAUCCAUUCUCGCGCUAGAGGUCCUGUGCAAAUUCUCACACGUCAACCAGUUGAGGGUCGUAGUCGUGAUGGUGGGUUGCGUUUCGGUGAAAUGGAACGUGAUUGUAUGAUUUCUCAUGGCGUAGCCAUGUUUUUGAAGGAACGAUUAUUCGAUGCUUCUGAUGCAUAUCGCAUUCAUGUUUGCGAUAUAUGUGGACUGAUGGCCAUAGCAAAUCUCAAGAAGAAUACUUUCGAGUGUAAAGCUUGUAAAAAUACUACACAG